Selaginella moellendorffii is the source of this 830-nucleotide messenger RNA. RefSeq names its product mitochondrial import receptor subunit TOM34. Lineage: Eukaryota; Viridiplantae; Streptophyta; Lycopodiopsida; Selaginellales; Selaginellaceae. Bases 83 to 778 code for a protein of 231 amino acids. The transcript has 3 exons. The record is from RefSeq and is a predicted model, not a curated record. Gene Ontology annotation, molecular function: protein binding.
CUAGGGUUUUGGCAGAUCUUCCUCUUGGGAUCGAUCGAUUGAUUGGUUGUGGCAGGUGGUUGCUGCCACUACUGCCACAGCCAUGGAAACGAUUGAAUCAGCUCAUCAAAGGUAUAGGGAUGGACGAUUUGAUGAAGCCCUUGAGCUUUACACAGCUAUGCUAGAAUCAACAACAUCAUUUACUCACAAGAUUGCUCUCUAUAGCAAUAGAGCUGCAUGUUAUUUGAAGCUCCACCGAUUCAGAGAGGCAGCUGAAGAAUGUGGAGCAGUGUUGGCAAUGGACUGCAACCACACAAGUGUUUUGAUGCUGCGAGCUCAAACACUAAUUGCUUUGAAAGAGUACCAAUCGGCACUGUUCGAUGUAACCAGGCUUCUCGAGAUCAAUCCAAAAGUUCCUGCGUAUAGGGAACUGGAGGCCCGCUUAAGAACACAAAUGUUUUUUUGUGACGAGUUUAUGAUUUUUCACGAACAGACGCUCGCUCCCAUUCCAGAAUGCGAGGAGGAGUGUCCAUCGUCGCCAGCGGCGGAAGCCUUGCAUUCCUUCUCGCCGACCACUGUUCUUCCAAAUGAACAACACAAGGAACUUGAAGAGGCUGAGAACAAGAAAAGUGGCUGCGUUGCUGUUUCAAAGCCCAAAGCACACUCCACCAUAGACUACUCCAAGUGGAACAACAUUGGCGAUGACGAUCAGAGUGACGAGGAUGAAGAAGAAGCUCCUCAGUAUAGAUAUAGAUUACGGACUAUUGGGCUUAGAACUGCUGGAAGUUCUGGAGCUUAAGAGUCUCUUUUCUCUAGCUUUCAAUGCUAAUUUUCGCAAGAAUUUACACUCC